Dermacentor andersoni is the source of this 2232-nucleotide messenger RNA. RefSeq names its product probable RNA-binding protein CG14230. The record is from RefSeq and is a predicted model, not a curated record. Lineage: Eukaryota; Metazoa; Arthropoda; Arachnida; Ixodida; Ixodidae. Gene Ontology annotation, molecular function: RNA binding.
CAUCAGUGUAAACAUGGCGCCUCGCAACGUUUUCCACGUGUAGUCCUGCGCUGUGAUGCUGUCUGCUAUCCCUGGCUUACCCGGCUUUCUUGAUUGUGCCUUCAGACGUGAAAAGUGCAAGUGUUUUGGUUGGACAGCUACGUGCAACACCUAGACAACGCCCUCAGUCCAGAAGCCGCGAUGAAGAAACGUCUCUUCGUGGGAAACCUCGGUUCCUCCGUGACUGACAGUGACCUGAAGGAGAAAUUCGCGAGGUUCGGCGAUGUCGAAAACGUCGAGCUGCAUACGAAAAAGGACGAGUCGGGAAAGCCUUUCAAGACUUUCGCUUACCUCGACUUGAACAUCGAUCAAGAAAAGCUCGUAAACUGUAUUAAAACUUACAACAAUGCCAAAUGGAAAGGCAGUGCCAUCGUUGUGCAAGUAGCGAAGGAAAGCUACAUCCAAAGGAUACAGCGUGAAGCGAAGGCUCGUGCUGCUCAGGAUGCAAGUAGUGGCCCACCUGAUGCCGCGGAGCCAGCUCCUCCCGGGAGGCCCAUACAGAUCAAGGUCGAGAAGCCCAGUUGGACGGAGAAAUCCGCAGGUUUCAAGGCAGAGAAGUCCGACUGGUCAGACAACACGUCAGCACACAUUAGAAAGGAAAGGCAAAACCGGUCUGAUGGAGAAUCGUGGCAAGUCAACAGGGCUUCUCGUGGACCCUCAAUGGAACAAAAGACACCCACAGGCGAGUUUGCCAACGAGAAAGCAUUCCUCUUUGACGAUGACGAGCAGCAGCCAAGCAGCGGCAAGCCCACGCCCCAUUGUCAAGCAGACGUGGCCCUCUUACGUCAUGCCUGGGGUUACCGCCUGGGUACCGGCUUAGACAAAGCAUACGGCGGUGGUGACGACAACGAUGAUUUUGAGGUGGUUCCCAGCAGAGAUCCCGAGCAAGAGCGAGAAGCGAAGCGACAGGCAGCUAAUGCCAAGCGGCUGGCAUCACUCAAGCAGCGCUUCGCUGAGAGCCACACACAGCGACGUCUGCUCCAGUCAGCACUAACAUCUGUGGACAGCUCGGACCGCAAACGGCGCAUCGUCUUUGAGGACAGCGAUGAAGACGAAGAGGGCUUCACAGCACCAGCGCCCUCUGUUAAGACCCCUGCGGAAGAGCGCAAGCUGACUCUCUUCGAUGAUGACGAUGAGCAAGAGGGAGAGGAGGAGGGAAGUCAUGACAUUGACUUCAGGCUUCGGCCACAGUUUGAGGGCCACAAAGGCCACAAGGUACUGGAACUGCAGUCCAGGUUUGGCACUGACGAGCGGUUCCGCAUGAGUGAGCGUUUCCUGGAGAGUGAUGACGAAGAGUCUGACAGUGCCAAAGGUGACCGAGCCGCUGUGGACGAUGAUUCGCUGGACCCUGAUAAAGAGCGUGUGCGCAACCUCGACAUUCUCCAGGACGUCUUAGGGCCAGAAGCAACCAAGAGCCGGCCCAAGGCCAUCUUCAAGGAUGCAACGCAGCUGCGCUUUGACCCGGCCAAGGAGAGUGCUGCCAAGUUUGAGAUCAAGCCCGAGUCGAAGGCGUCAAAGAAGAGGAAGAAGGCACAGGCAGAGGAGGAAAGUGCCCCGGCAGUGCCACACGUGUCGGGUGAACAGUUCUACGAGGUGACCACCGACUUGCAGGAUGCUCUGAAGAACCGAACGUCGGGGUUCAGUCUUUCCCAGAUGUUUGCUGGGCAGCUACAAGAUGACGACUUACAAGAAGAGCCGUUUGACAGCAGCAGUGAAAGUGAGGCCUCAGAUGAUGAGCAGGCCAAGUAUCGCAGCCGUGUUCAGGAGGUGAAAGGCAAGAAGGCUGGCCUCCAGGAACACUUUCGCACCGAUCCUGGCACCGGCGAGGAUGAAGAUGUCCUCCCAUCAGCAGUAGCUGGCGAGACAGGCGAUGAUGAGGGUCCCAUGAGCGACGUGUUCCGGAGGAUGGACGACCACCGUUUUGCGACUGUUGUGGACCGGCCCCUGUUUUUCUUUGUUCCCGGUGAUCGCCGCCUCCUUGAGGGAGCCAAGUUCUUUCGGUGCCAAAGUGAUCCAGAGACUAUCAGGAACAACUUUUUCGAUAACAAGGUUGGCCUUGUCAAGCUUUUGCUGUCCAAGCGCAAGAUGGCCAAGAGGGCGCUUGAACGAAAACUUGGCAAGAAAGUUGGCAGCCAGCAAUGGAGGCUGGGCAAACUACGAAAGAAGUAACAAAGAAUAAAGGAUGCCAGCUGA